GGUUCAGAAAAGUGUCUUCACCAUUCAUCUAUAAAUAGGGAACAGGUUUUGCAAGACAGGGCACAUACAUUAUCACGAUACUUGCAAAGCCUGUAAUAGAAAAUGGCCAGCAAUAAUGCCCUGCAUGUAUUAGUGACUAUACUAGCUUUCUCUUACCUUUUUUUCUUCAUUGAUCUCGCAACUUCAAGUAAUUCUUUUAGUCCUUAUUGGGCUAUACUCCUUGACCAAGAAAGUCGACCUAUUCCUUCACCAGAAGAUACGUUUCAGAUGAGUAAAGCAGAAAAUAUGAGGGAAAUCAUGGACAUGGUAGAGGAUGAGUUCUUUCGCAGCAGGAUGGAUCUCGAGAUUAUCAACAGGGACUAUCCUGGAUCAGGAGCAAACAACCGUCAUACGCCAAAUCCACCUGUUAAAGACUAAGUUGUUGAAAUUCUAAGCAGAAGCAGCUAAUGCUGCUUCUGAUUUAUGUAAUAAUAUGUAUAGCACAUUUUGCUUCUAAUUAAGCCUCCAUCCGUGGGGGCCUAAUCGACUACUACUAGCUUUCCUGUAUUAAAUCUAUGAGCAAAACCUCGUACUGCAUGUAUCACUACUUUCUAGGUCUGGUGUUAUUUUAAUCUACGUUCAUGGUCCGAGGUGGAUGGAGCCAAUACAUGUAUCUUAAAUGCUCUGGUAAGAGGGUGUGAAGAUUGUUAUAUCAGCUUUGUUAGCAUCUCAACUCUUGUCUGUCCACAUCAAUAAAAGUGUUUCAGUUCUAGUUCGA
Sesamum indicum (sesame) is the source of this 757-nucleotide messenger RNA. Lineage: Eukaryota; Viridiplantae; Streptophyta; Magnoliopsida; Lamiales; Pedaliaceae. The record is from RefSeq and is a predicted model, not a curated record.